Molecule: messenger RNA, 2423 nt
Organism: Quercus lobata
Lineage: Eukaryota; Viridiplantae; Streptophyta; Magnoliopsida; Fagales; Fagaceae
Exons: 3
Coding region: 142-1983 (613 amino acids)
Biological process (GO): regulation of DNA-templated transcription
Molecular function (GO): DNA binding
Source: RefSeq, a predicted model, not a curated record
UAUAAAUAAAGAUUGAAUCAAAUGUGUAAUUAUAUUUUCCAAAGUACCAUCACUCCAAGAAACAGAGAGUUUCAUGAGUUAAGUUUGUGACAAAGUCUUCUUCUUCUUCUUCUUCUUCUUCUUCUUGAGAGAGUUCCAAGUAUGGAGUUUAAAGAUAAGCAAAGCAAGCCGAGUUACCAGGUUCCUGCUACCACUGCCCAAGUGGUUUCCAAUAUAAGCACUACAACACAAUUUCCACAACCCCUGAAUGCACCAACCAGCAAUGUUAUAAGUUCAUCUUCACCUGUUGUGAUUGAUCUUGAUCCUGAUGGAGAGGAAGACAACCGCGGCAUCAGUUUUGAAAAUCAAGAUCCCCCACCUGGGUUCUGCCCCAGUGAUCUUGAGCUUCUCACUUUGUACUUGAAGAGGAAGGUCCUCAAUCGACAACUUCCUUCAAACAAGAUUGUCGAAGUUGAACUUUAUGACCACAGCCCCGAAUGGCUUACAGGACAACACCCACAAUCAAGUGAAAAUGAAUGGUACUUUUUUACUUCAGUGAAGGGAAAGAAUCUAAAGAAGAGUAAGGGAAUCUGUCAAAACCAAUCUACCAAUGAUGGAUUUUGGGAGGCCUUCGGUGGUGAGCUGCAAAUACAAGAGAAUGGAAUUGUAGUUGGGUUUAAGAAGGAACUACAUUUUUACAAAGGAGAACCUCCAAAAGGUGUCCCUACCAACUGGGUUAUGGAUGAAUAUAGACUUGAAGGUCUUCCUCAAGCUAAAAGGAGUGAAAAUGGGAUGACGUGGGAUGAGUAUGUUUUAUGUAGGAUUUAUAAGAAAAGUGAUGAAAAUUUGAGGAGAAUAUGUAAUAAUCCUGUGGUUCGACCAAAGUUUCCACCUUACGAUGUGCAAGGAAUGCAUCGCCCUACUAAAGAAUAUGCUAAUAAGUUGCAAGCAAAGCGUGCCAAUGACAGAACUCAGAUGGUUGAACCAGCUCCUGCUAUGCCUUUUCCAAAUAAAUCAAGUAGAGAUGCUAAUGCCACCCAAGCAGUUGGCUAUUAUGGAGGUCCUCAGAUGGUUGAACCAACUCCUAGGAUUUAUAAGAAAAGUGAUGAAAAUUUGAGUAGAAUACGUAUUAAUCCUGUGAUUCCUGAGCUUCCUGAGCUUCACUUUGAUCCAAUAUAUGUGCAAAGACAUCUUCAAAUUUAUGAAAAAUAUUUGCAAGCAGAUCGUGCCAAAAACAGAACUCAGAUGGUUGAACCAAUUCCUGCUACGCCUUCUUUUCCUAAAUCAAGUAGAUAUGCUAAUGCCAUUCAAAAAGUUGGCUCUUAUCGAAGUCCUCCACAGAUGUUUGAACCAAUUCCUAGUAUGCUUUCUGCCAUUAAAGAAGUUGGCUAUUAUGGAGGUCCUCCUCAGAUGGUUGAACCAAUUCCUAGUAUGCUUUCUGCCAUUAAAGAAGUCGGCUAUUAUGGAGGUCCUCCUCAGAUGGUUGAACCAACUCCUAGUAUGCUUUCUCUUCCAAAUGAACUUGGACAUGCUAAUGACUCUCAAGCAGUUGGAAAUUAUGGAAAUCCUCCUCAGAUGGUUGAACCAAUUCCUGGCAUGCCUUAUUUUCCAAGUGAAUCAAGUGGACAUGCUGAUUACUCUCAAGUAGUUGGCAAUUAUGGAAAUCCUCCUCAGAUGGUUGAACCAACUCAAAGUAUGACUUAUUUUCCAAAUGAAUCAAGUAGAUAUGCUAAUAACUGUCAAGCAGGUGGCAAUCAUGGAACUCCUCCUCAGAUUGAACCAAUUCCUGCUAUGCCUUAUUUUACAAACGAAUCUAGUGGAUAUGUGCAUUCAAAUUUUCCCCCGAAUGAAUUGAGUGGACAACAAGAAGAUUGCGACAAUACAAAUCCUGAAUUGCAAUUUGAUCUCUAUGGCAUCGAUGACCUUGCACCGUGGAUGGAUGUGGAUGAUAUUCUCUCAAAUAAGCGUCGGAAGCUUUCAGAUGACGAUAAUCCAUGUAAAUGAUUACUAGCAACUUAAAUAUUUAGCAUGAUACAUGCUAGCUAACUAAAGUUUUAUAGUUCUGAUGAUUACCCAUUGACAUAGUCAUCACCUUGUGAAGCAUAGCCUAUAUUGUUUCAACAUUUCUACUUACAUUGGCUGAAGAUACCAUUUGGAAGUUUGCAAAAGAGAAGGAGAAUGGCCCUCACAGUAGAGUGUAGAAUGCAAUGGCUUGCUGUAAUUGACGACCAGAAGACUCUCUCAUCUAAUGCUCUAGUUUACUGUAGGUGCUCUAUAGACUAUAGUGAAGUAAUGGUCUCUGUCAUUGGCAUUUUUUUCUUUUCUUUUUUGUUUCUAUUAGUAGGUUUGGCUGUACAGUACAGGAAUUGUUUUGCUGUGUCAGGGCUAUAGCGCUGUUGUUUGGUUUGGGAUUCUAUAGCUAUUGUUCCUGUGUUUGGUCUGUA